UGGCAACCCUGCAGGCUACGCCCCCCGCUGUGCUUCUACAGUGCAGCUGGAGGAGAGGAAGAGGAGCUGCUGAGAUGAAGAAAUGAUCAAUCUUCUGGAGCCAGUCAUCUGCUGUAGCUGGUGUUCCACAAUAAAAAUUGGCCUCCACAAACACAACAGGAGAUUCCCACCAAUGUCAGACUGCUGAAACCAGACCUGAACGUAAGAGAUAAUGGCCUCCAGUAGACGAUCCAUCAGUCCACAAACUUGCAAAGAAAAAUCUCACCACUGCUCAGAGUGUGGGAAGACUUUCACCCAUGUCAGCUCUCUCAAAGCUCACCAGCGCAUUCACAAGGGAGAGAAACCGUUCCAGUGCUCAGACUGUGGGAAGAGCUUCACUCAGUCCAGUACUUUCAGAAAACACCAGCUUAUUCACACAGGAGAGAAACCGCAUCAGUGCUCCGACUGCGGGAAACAAUUUAAUCAGCGGAUUAAUCUGAAAAUGCACCAGCGUGUUCACACCGGAGAGAAACCGUUUCACUGCUCAGACUGCGGGAAGAGCUUCACUCAACAGAUUCAUCUCCGGCAUCACCAGGUCAUUCACACGGGAGAGAAACCGUAUAACUGUUCAUACUGUGAGAAGAGCUUCACCUCCAGGCAUCAUCUGCAGGACCACCAGCGCAUUCACACUGGAGAGAAACCGUAUCAGUGCUCUGAGUGCGGGAAGAGCUACAUUUUGAAGCGUUAUCUCGAAGAACACCUGAGAGAUCAUACAGGAGAGAAACCGUAUUAUUGCUCAGAGUGUGGGAGGAACUUCAAAUAUCUGAGUUCUGUUAGGCGUCACAGUUGUAGCCAAAGGCAUGCAGAAACAGAAAAUUCAUAAGUUAUAAAACUGCUCAAAUGAUAGUGCUUUCUAUUACAUAAAUUGACCAUUUGUCAUGUUUUUUAGUAUUCAAAUGACAGAUAGUUUAAUCACUUUAUAUUUCCCUUCUUUAUUAUUAUUAUUAUUGUUAUUAUUAUAAUACGUUGUGUGUGUAUAGUGAUAUUGGAUGGCUGCCUCGUUUCUUUUUUCUCUGUAAAACAGACUUUUAUACACUGUUCAGAUGACACACAUGUAUAUAUACUGAUGUAUUACAAAAUAUACAGUAAUAUUUCACAAGACACAGUGUUCAGCAAUUUUUUUUCUAUUUAUAAUCUUCUAUUAUUUUUGGUU
Molecule: messenger RNA, 1192 nt
Organism: Astyanax mexicanus (Mexican tetra)
Lineage: Eukaryota; Metazoa; Chordata; Actinopteri; Characiformes; Acestrorhamphidae
Product: gastrula zinc finger protein XlCGF9.1-like
Exons: 2
Coding region: 212-862 (216 amino acids)
Biological process (GO): regulation of transcription by RNA polymerase II
Molecular function (GO): RNA polymerase II cis-regulatory region sequence-specific DNA binding; DNA-binding transcription factor activity
Source: RefSeq, a predicted model, not a curated record